GGCAUCAUCAUGAUCAGCUAAAAUUAAAAAUUCCCCAUCUUUUAAUACUCCUAAGUUCAUUCUUUUAGAAAAAAAAACAUAAGAUCCUUAAACCUCAAGAUAUACUAUUACUAAGGAUGUUUCAGAAAAGAAUAUCUUUUAAGGGAAAAGAUUACUCUCAGCAAUGCCAAUUCUUAUUUCCUCUAGCAAAGUUAACUUUUUUCGCAGUUGUCUUGUCUUCUGUCUUGCCUUAUGCAGAUGCAUUUGAUCCAUUGGAUCCAUUUGGUAAUAUCACAAUAAAAUGGGAUGUCAUGUCUUGGACACCAGAUGGUUAUGUGGCUGUUGUAACAAUGAAUAAUUUUCAAAUGUAUCGGCAUAUUAUGAGCCCUGGAUGGACUUUAGGAUGGAACUGGCCAAAGAAAGAAGUGAUAUGGUCCAUUGUGGGAUCACAAACAACAGAGCAAGGUGACUGUUCUAAGUUUAAAGGAAAUGUACCUCAUUGCUGCAAGAGGGAUCCUGUACUGGUGGACUUGCUUCCCGGAGUUCCUUACAACCAACAGUUCAGCAACUGUUGUAAAGGUGGUGUUCUCGCAUCUUGGGGCGAAGAUCCUUCUGAGUCGGUAUCUUCCUUUCAGAUUAGUGUUGGACUUGCUGGAACAUCAAACAAGACAGUAAAACUACCCAAGAAUUUCACUCUGCUUGGACCAGGACCAGGCUACACUUGUGGCCCUGCAAAGAUAGUUCCAUCCACAGUUUUCCUCACUGCAGAUCAUAGGCGAAAAACUCAAGCAUUGAUGACAUGGAAUGUGACAUGCACGUACUCACAGUUUCUGUCAUCCAAGUACCCGAGUUGUUGUGUUUCUUUCUCAACUUUCUACAACGACACCAUCACUCCUUGCCCAUCUUGUGCUUGUGGUUGCAAUCAUAAACACAACUGCAUCAUGGGAGACUCGGAAAAACUGAAAAGAAAGGGAAUUAACACUCCAAGAAAGGAUAAUGAACCAUUACUGCAAUGCACCCAUCACAUGUGCCCAAUACGCGUGCAUUGGCAUGUUAAGCUCAAUUACAAGGAUUAUUGGCGAGUCAAGAUUGCUAUCACUAACUUCAAUUACAGACAGAACCAUUCACAUUGGACACUUGUGGCACAACAUCCUAAUCUCAACAAUGUCACUCAAGUUUUCAGCUUCGACUACAAGCCUCUCGUGCCCUACCAAUCCAUUAAUGACACUGGCAUGUUCUAUGGUAUGAAAUUUUACAAUGAUCUCUUGAUGGAAGCUGGACCUUCGGGGAAUGUUCAGUCUGAGGUGCUUAUGCAAAAGGAUAAGAAUACAUUCACACUGAAGUCAGGAUGGGGAUUUCCCCGGAGAGUCUACUUUAAUGGAGAUGAAUGCAAACUUCCACCUCCGGAUUCAUACCCAAUUUUGCCCAACUCUGCUGAAAAAAGACCAUUUUCAUUUUCAAACACUGCAAUUUGCACUAUUUUGAUGAUUUUCCUCACUUGGUAAUGGAUAAAACCA
This is a messenger RNA of Solanum verrucosum, 1496 nucleotides long. Its product is annotated as COBRA-like protein 4. The record is from RefSeq and is a predicted model, not a curated record. The transcript is spliced from 6 exons. Gene Ontology annotation, biological process: cellulose microfibril organization; plant-type cell wall cellulose biosynthetic process. NCBI's taxonomy places the organism in Eukaryota, Viridiplantae, Streptophyta, Magnoliopsida, Solanales, Solanaceae. Gene Ontology annotation, cellular component: plasma membrane. The coding region runs from base 117 to 1484 and encodes 455 amino acids.